CUUUCUUCGUUUCUGCCCAAACUGAUGAAUCCAAGAGCAGUAGCUAUGCAUAUUGUACACAUGGUGAGUUGACACAGCAACACGAUAAUAAGAAAGCAAUAAUGCAGCCCAGAUUAGCACCGGCAGGGAGAAAAGAAAUCGAAAGGAAAUCAGGAGAGGAGCAGAAGCAUCAAGCUCAAGCUGAUUCAGCACCUCAACUCGAGGAAGGGGACCUCAUGAGCUGCCACUCGUCCUCCUCCUGUCCCCCACACAUUUUCCUGCCAAAUUCCACACGAACUCUGCAAGCAAAUCAAAACUCCCUCUCUCUCUCUCCCUCCCUCUCUUUCUCUCAACCAAGACCAAGAGCACACACACAGGAGCACUAGGACAGGACAAGUUGUUGCCGCAGAUAGUUGCAUCCAUCAUCCAUCAUCCAUGCCACCAUAGCUCAUCAUCACCAGAGACUUGCUAGCUCUCUGUGUCCUCCCAUGGCGUUCUUGCACAAGCUCCACAAGUGCAGGCGCAAUGCCGUUGCCGCCGUCGCGAGCGUCUGCUUCCUGGUGCUCGUCCUCGUCUUCUCCGUCUUCCUUGCCGCGCGGCACGUCCACGACGUUGCGGGAAUCUUUGGCGCUUCUGGGAUUGAGGCUUCCUCCCUGCGCCAAAAAGAAGAGCAGGGGAGCUGCCAGGAGCUGCAGUCGCUGCCGGACGACGGCGCGAGGUGCCGGUACCUGGUGUCGCACACGCCGUGCGCGCCGCAGGGCUACGUCGACUACCUGCGGCUCUUCUACUGCGGCUUCGGGCGGGCGCCGUGGUUGGGCGGGGCCGCACUCGCGCUGUGGCUGCUCGUUCUCUUCUACCUCCUCGGCGACACGGCGUCCGAGUACUUCUGCGCGUCGCUCGAGGGGCUCUCCACCGCGCUGCGAUUGCCGCCUGCAAUCGCGGGGGUCACGCUCCUGUCCCUCGGGAACGGGGCGCCGGACGUGCUCUCCAGCGUCGUGGCGUUCGCUGCUUCCGGUGGAGGUGGCGAGGACGCCGGGGACGUGGGGCUAAGCAGCGUGCUCGGCGGCGCGCUGUUCGUGUCCACGGUCGUCGCCGGCGUGGUUUCCAUAGCCGCUGGAAACCGAGGAGCCGUGGCGAUCGAGCGGCGCGGGUUCGUGCGAGACGUGUGCUUCCUACUGGUGGCGCUGGGUUACCUCCUCGCCGUGCUGCUCACCGGCACCGUCACCGUCUGGGCCGCCGCGUCCUUUCUCUCCCUGUACGCCGCGUACGUCCUCCUCGUCUGGACUUCUCACUGCUGCGCCGCCGCCAGCGACGACGACGACAAGCUGGAGGGCAGCAAGCCCGAGCCCUCCGACCUCGCCGCCCCUCUCCUCCUCGACGGCGACGAGCCGGUGCCGCCUCCUCUCCCCGUGUCCUCCAAGCCCACUGCAGCGCCACCGCCAAGAACCUUCUCCCGCUGCGUCCUGGACGCGCUCCAGUCGCCGCUCUACCUCCCGCGCCGCCUCACGAUCCCGGACAUCGCCGCGCGCCGGUGGUCCAAGCCCUACGCCGUCGCGUCCGCGCUCCUCUCCCCUCUCCUCCUCGCCGCCAUCUCCUCCCCAUCCAGCCCCGCCGUCCUCCUCCUCGGCGCUCUGGCCGGCACGCUCCUCGCGGCCGCCGCGGCCCACGCCACAGCCACCUCCGCGCCGCCCAACAGCCGGUGCGCCCGACUCCCGUGGCUCGCCGGCGGGUUCCUGAUGUCCGUGCUGUGGUCGUACAUGCUGGCGCGCGAGCUCGUCGCGCUGCUCGUGACCAUCGGCUACGUGGCCGGCGUGGGGGGCAGCGUGCUGGGCGCGACGGUGCUCGCGUGGGGCAACUCGCUGGGGGACCUGGUGGCCGACGUGGCAAUGGCCAUGCACGGCGGGCCCGGUGGGGCCCAGACGGCGGUGUCGGGGUGCUACGCGGGCCCGGCCUUCAACACGGUGGUGGGCCUCGGCCUGUCGCUGACGCUGGCGGCUGGGGCCCGCUACCCGGAGCCGUACGCGAUCCCGGUGGACGCGUCCGUGUAUGAGGUGGUGGGAUUCCUUGCGGCGGGGCUGGUGUGGGCAAUGGUGGUGCUGCCCAUGAGGGGGAUGAGACUGGACAGGGUGCUGGGGGUGGGCUUGCUGCUCAUCUACCUCGGCUUCCUCUGCAUUAGGUUAGGGACUCUGAGUUUCAGGUCACACUUGUUUCUUCCUCUGCAAUCUUCAUUAGGUAGGACUCUAUUAUAUUAAGAGGCAUUUGAUGGUGGUAAUUGCAAUUGGAUCAUUAAUA
Phragmites australis (common reed) is the source of this 2271-nucleotide messenger RNA. Its product is annotated as cation/calcium exchanger 1-like. Gene Ontology annotation, biological process: monoatomic cation transport; transmembrane transport. The record is from RefSeq and is a predicted model, not a curated record. NCBI's taxonomy places the organism in Eukaryota, Viridiplantae, Streptophyta, Magnoliopsida, Poales, Poaceae. The transcript has a single exon. Gene Ontology annotation, molecular function: monoatomic cation transmembrane transporter activity. Gene Ontology annotation, cellular component: membrane. Bases 468 to 2231 code for a protein of 587 amino acids.